Messenger RNA from Paramuricea clavata, 16308 nucleotides. Lineage: Eukaryota; Metazoa; Cnidaria; Anthozoa; Malacalcyonacea; Plexauridae. The record is from the annotation of a GenBank genome assembly.
CCGCUUGAAUGUGCACGAAGAUUUGGAUUCGAGACUGCGCGAAGAGCACAUGGCAAUAAAACCGUUUGAGGUAGAAAAGAAUGUUUAUGUUUUGAUGUGAGAACAAGCCGGGGCAAGGUUUUUUGUGAUUUCGAACAAGAAUGGACGGUGUUGAACAUCUUUAUAAAAGUUUUGGCGUGCUAGCAGAUGCGAAAGACAAAGCGAGCGAGGUAUGAUUAGACACCACUCCAACAGACCUUAACUAGACGUAUGAAAUAUGGCAAAAUUUUGACAACCAAAUUUUGCAUAUUAUUGCAGCGCUCUGAGCCUCUGACCACUGAGCUACAAAGUCCAGUUUCCAAGCAUUAACCCUAAGUUCUUCUACAGUAUAUGUAGUAAUUUAAGUGAUGCUAGUGUUUUCUUUUUGGGGACAUAUCAAGAUUUUGGACAGAGAAUUUGAGAUAAAUGUAGAUCAGAUGCGAAUGAAAAUAUUCACAUAACAAUUAUAUAUGAUAUGCCCAAAAUCUUGAUAUUUAUAUACAGUGCUGUCCUGAAGUAAUGUAACAACCCUUUGUGGAAUAAGUUGCAUGAAGUCUUCAUGUACAUGCAUGCAUGCAAAAUUGUUCAACCACAUAGUUCUUUGUGUACACAUUAUUUGUGUGCAGUUGGUGUUUGUGUGUAGUUUGUGUGUAGUUGGUGUUUGCGUGUAGUGCAGCAUUUGCAUGUAUUCGAUGCAAAUUCCUCGACGAAGCGAUUAAUUAUGUGUAGCAAUUCUGUAUGCCAGCGUAUUUUAAUAUGUUAUUAAUGACAAUAUGUUCGCAUCAAAAUUUUGGCGUGAAAAAAAUUUUGACAAUUUUGAGAGUUGAAUCAUUUAUUUUCACCAAACAGUUGACAAUUCAAAAUUACAUAAUUACAAAAUGCAAACUUCGUAUGCAAAGACUACAUCCAAUUUAAUAUAAUAAUUAUUAUUAAUUAUUAUUUAUUAAAUCUAAUCCUGAGGUUCCGAGAACACUUAAGUCUGUUUGUGUGAAGUGUCACACAACUCACCCAUUGACUAACUUGUCGAAUCGAGCAUGUUGGGCCAAAAAAAAAAAUAUGUGGGUUUCCCGACUAGCUUUUGGAUGUCGAAAUCCCGACUCUAAACUUUUUUGUUGGAUCAUGCUUGUAAGUGUUUCCACUUAGAGGAAAAAGUUUGUGGAAAAUUGAAAUUUGAGGCAAUAUUAGGGAAAUUUAUCUCUGGAUGUGGAAGCACUGACUAAACAAAAUGGCAUCCGCUCGUUCGGAAAAUUAAAAAAAAAGUUAAAACCGACCUACCCUACCUAUGUUUUUAUAAGAAGAAACCGGAAACCCACAUAUUUUUUUUGGCCUUGUUAAAUUUACUGUCACAUAAAUUUUAAGUCAUUGAUUGUAAUUUGUUGUGCUUGUUUGUUGAUCUUCACGUCUGUCCCAGUAUGGAAUGUAAGUGUUGUGCACCGGACAUGUCUGGUGCACAACGCCCUUCAUUGGUGCACAAUCUGGUGCACAAGAUUUUACAAUAGUAAUCUGUGGUGCACAUCUGGUGCACACAUAACAAGUUAAAUAAGGGUGGUGCACUGGUGCAUAAUUCAAGAUUCCCAAUAUUAAUUCGUCAAAUAGAUUUAACAGCAAAAGUUAGUAAAACCUAUUUCUUGAAAGUAUCUGGAAUGUGUAGAUCUGAGUACGGUAGGCUUUGCCGCUUUGGACAAUAUAUUCCCUUUUGAUCUAUGGAUCCAGGAUCCAAUAUAACGUAAACUAAAUGAAGUACUCUGAAAUACUGCUGACCACUUGCAACUUUGAGUUGAAUAAUAUUUUGAAGGCUUUCCGAGAAAAAUUGACUUUCCGAGAAAAAUGUAAAUUUAGAUUUUAUAAUGUUGUUUUCUGACCAUCAGAAUUGUGUAAAAUCUUCCGUCAAAGUCCAGGAAAUGGCAUUUCAGAGACUUUAAAUUUAAAAAUUUCUCGGGAGUGCAUGCUCUUGUACUCCCCUCCAGGUAUCUCGUGCCUUCAGAGCUCCUCUCACACCUUUGGCAAUCGGCACGAGAAUUGGAGCACUCGAGAUUUGAAGUGAAAAAUUUGGUGGUGCACAAAUUUUCGACCGGCUGGACAACCAAUCCGUGCACACAAAAAAUGAUCAACUUCCUUGUCCGGUGCACGAAAAAGUUACAUUCCAUACUGGCGUCUGUCUGUUUGUUUGUUUGUUUGUUUGUUUGUCUGUCUACAAGCCUGUUAUUGUUCAUACUGUGUAUUUCGAAUGUCUGGGAACCCUGUUAUUGGAGAACUAAUCUCUGUGUGGUAAUUACAUGGCUGGAAAUUGUAUUCCUUCCAUUGGAAGAUGCAGAAUUCAUGGUGCCAAUUAACAGUCUACAAAUGACAAAUUGCCACACGAAAAAGCAGUUUUUUAGGCCAAAAAAAUAGCAACCUACAAUUUCCUGAAAAAGUUGUCGAGCACAAUAUAAGGGGCCAGCCAUUUAACUUUUGAGGGAGGCGGGUGAUUUUGAAAACAAUUUCCUGCAAGGCUAUUCUGAACAAAAAAAUACCUGCACUAACAAACUGGGGGGAAUAUCCUGCCCCGGUAUUUGGUGGGGAAAAAAUGUUGCAAAACAGCAUGGUUGCAGGGAUCGAUUUGACCAGUCCCAGAAGAUCAGCUGGUUUGAUUUUCAGGGACUAGUGUAAGGUUAAUUUCUUGUUGGAAAACUCCUCAAAAUGCUGGAAAUAGCUUAUCUGAGCUUCAAGAAAUCAAAAAUUUUCUAUUUGCUAUUAGAAAUUUAAAAUAUUUUAUUGUUGUUCAAAGCGAGAAGAAACGAUACUUCCAUAUAUGGCACAAAUGUGUCCCCAGUUAACUUCCUUAUAUGGCACAAAUAUAUUUUGUCGAGGCUGCUAUGAUGUCAUAAGAUUCCUCACGCUCAGAAUGAUUUGAACAUGUCACAUGGUAAAGGACCCAAACUGCUGAUUGGGUUAGCAAGUGACAACGCCCACUCUGAUCCUACCCUCUGUGGAAAUCACAGGCGUGACAUCAGAGGCGUGACAUAAUAUUUUGCAUGAGUAGGGAAAGCUUGGGUUCUAUUGUAAAUAAAUAUGGCAGCCAGGUGCCGUAUACUCUAUUUUAACUGCUAUUUAGAUAGAAUACUGCUGUUGUCAAAUUGAAUUGGUCCUAAGGCCUGUGGUAUGACCAGGAUAUGGAACUAAUUGUCAAAAUAAUUUACUUCUUCUGUGAUCUCAUUGGUCAACAGUUGUUGUAAGCAGGGUAAACUUGUUAAAACUUCUUCAUGUGGGACUAAAUUUCUUCGAAAAGAUUCUUAAAAUGUUGUUAAUUGAGUACUAAAAAGACUUCAGAAAAUCGAGUUUCGUAUUGAUAAUGACAAGUGGUUUGCGGGGAAAAAGAUUUCAUUUUUUACCCUACUUGUGACAUAUCGAAUGCGUAUCCAAGAUGGCGGAAUGCACACCAAUUUUGAUCAAUAUAAAUUUGUUUCGAAAACCAAGCAAGAUACAGAAUAAUUGUAAACAAAGUUUAUAUGUAGUUUUGGAUGUUCUUUCAAACAAGAGAAACUUAAUUUAUAUUGCCAUAAUGCCCGGGCAUAUCCCUUUAAACUUCAUUAAUAUUUUAUAUCUUAGUAUCCUGAAGAGUAUCAAACUAUUUUGGACAGUUCAACUGGGAGCAAUGGUGAGAAGAAAUUGGGUGCGACUUUCAUUCCUCGUUUCUUCAAAUAUUUCCCUGAACACCAACUGAAAGCCCUAAAUUGUUUAUUGGAUUUGUGUGAAGAUGAAGAUUCAGCUGUAAGUAAUAUGAAGAAAUUAUAAUGCAAAAAUAUCUUUAUGCAGUAAUCAAUUUGCAAUUACGUUUUUGAUGUCGCUAAAAGGUUUGCUUUGGCACAAUGGAAAUGUGGCUUCUAGAGUGAAUAGUAAAUUAUAUUAUGCAAUGCUGUAAGUUGCAUAAUUGGAGAAUAUGGUAGGUUGUUUGCAACAGGCACAGAUUUUCUGGGGGGGGUGCACCCAAAAUGACCCCCCCCCCCUCACAGGCAUUUGGCACCGCCCCCAAAAGUUUUUGCACCCCCGAAAAUUAUAUAUAUUUUGAUUUGAUAGUUUCAUAUUUGAUUAUUCUUACUACUAAAUUUGUAAAAUUACCAAUAUUAUGGUCUUGCCAUGUAGGCCUAGAAAACAAAUUUUGUUAAACUUUUUCCUUGACCUUUCCAAAGCAAGCAGCAACACCCCCCAGAUAUUUAUCCACCCCACCCCCGAACAAAAAUAUGAAAAUCCAUCUCUGGUUUGCAAUUUGCCUUAAUAGACCUUAUGCAUAAUGACGUCACAAGGCUUGAUGCCUGUGAGGAAUGCUAGUCUUAGCAGUCAUCACCCGGGAAAAUUUCGAUAGUGUUUUCCCGGACGAUGACUACUAAGACCAGCAUUCCUGUCGGGCAUCAAGCCUUGUGACGUCAUUAUGCAUAAGGUCUAUUGCUGACCAGUUGCUGAACAAAGUGUAGAAAAUAUAAUAAUAAUAAUUAAUAUGUACUGUUUAUACUGCAUAAGCCAUAUAUUUUCAACAUUUAUGCAUUGAUGUCUGUCAUGUUUUUGCUAUGUAGAUAAAAUAGUGGUAAACUCAAUCCUUCAUGCAAAAACGAAGCUAGCCAAAAUUCCUGGCAAAACCUGGUUGAAUAACUAAAAGCAGUCACAACUCCUUACAUAAGUAUAUAUUGAUUUCUUUUAGAUUCGAAGGUUGGCUAUUAAAGCAUUGCCAAGUCUUUGCUAUGACACCAAAGACCAUUUAACGAAGAUAGCUGAUGUUUUAACACAACUGCUUCCAACAGGUAUAUUUUUUAAUUAUUAUUAUCAGUUUAUUUACACCAUUUUGCUGCUGAAGCUGGAACAAAAAUAUUUACAUCAACAUUUAAAAAAUUUAAAAAUUAUGUCAAAACAAUGUUAUUUUAUACUAUAAAAUAUACUCUAACCAAAACAACUAUUAAAAUACCUAUAUUAUAAAUACAUGCGUGCAUUCAUCAAAACUAUAUUUAAUGGUUAAAAAAUUGUUAAAGCGUUCAGACAUUCUCAGUAAAACUUAUUACGGGAUUAUUAUUACACAGAUCACAAUGGUGGAUCUGCUAUAAGAUUAUUAAUUAAUUUAGUUGAGCACCUAAGCAUAACCAAACAUGUUUUCGCUGAUUUGGUUUGUGAUGACAAUCUCUCGGCUAAUGAUUUGGUAUCUGAAAGGAUAGCCAACAUGUUUACAAAACCAUUACAUUGUCUGAAACCAAAUCUCUGUGAAUUUUAAAAGUCGUUCUUUGCAACAUUAGCCAUACAGAUUUAUUGAGUAACGUCUGUUCCUGGACUAGAUAAUAGGUACAUGGUACCGUGGUUAAAAGUCCACAAUUCCAGCCCCCCCCCCCCCUCUCAGGGUAAUUGGGCCUUCUUCUUUCACUUUUCCGGCUCUGGCCCUAAACCUGAUAAACUGCUGUUUCUUUAAAUAAUACUUCAAACAUUGCUGAAAACUCGAAAUUUUUAUAUGUAGAUUCCAAUUAUAAUCUGUUCAUGUUUUUAUCUUUGUUCUUUCAAGAGCCAAUCAAAUUCCAGAAUAGCUCGUAUCCGGUAGUUGUCUAUAAAAUAAAAUAAAAUGUUGGUUUCUGUUCAUACUUGUUGUAGGGAAUGCCUUAGAAUUAAGCAUUGUGCAAAAUGCUUUGAAAGAGGUUAUAGAACUGGAUCCUAAAGGUGAGAAAUGCUAAUAAAGAAUUUAAGAAUUAUUCAUUGAUCGAAUUUUUUGCUCUCAGAAUGUCUCAAGAUAUGGCCAAACGAGUAUGAGAGUAGAUGAGGGUUGGCAACCAGAGCAAGAGCUUUCUCAUCCGCCGUUGGGGUGCAACCCUCUAGAAAAAAAACUGUGUGACCAUACAUUUUUUUUCUUUUUGAUUUGUGAGCUCACGAGAAAAUACUCAGAAUGCUUUGGUUAAAUAUCAUGGUUAAAUAUGUAAACAAGUAUAUUUUCAGGUUCGAUUCCCACCGUGGCUAGGCAUAUUUUUCAAGCUUGCCCGGUGUGGAUACACACUCAGAGUAACACCACAAACAUCAUACUGUGUACUUUAACAAGCAAAUUUACUAUACUGUGCCAUGCUAUGCUACAGCAACUGUCCAGUCACGCAUACGUGAUAAAAAGCCGAUAUAAACUUUAUAAACAAGAGAGAAUGUGAAACGUAACGGAACGGCUAACAUGCAGAUUUGGCCAUCUCAAAUAAUGGUAUUAGGGAGUUUUAUAUUUGACUACGCGGCUACGAAAUCUAGUAUACGACUACGAGAUUUUUCCUUUAAAUAUCUGCACCAAAAAGCUUAAAACUCUACGUAGUUUGAUUCAAGUGUUGUUUUAAAGAUGUGCUAUGCCAAAGAGAAGACGAUAACAAGUCCCAAGUAGCAGAAAUUUAACGGGAAAAUCUUGUAGUCGUACUAGAUCUCGUAGCCGUAUCUAAAGCUUCCUAAUGUUGCGAUAGUACGGUUGCAGACUGCCUCUGAUAUGCCCUGGUCAAACGAGAACAAAGGUUGCAUGAGUUGAUUAGAUAUUAUACCAUGCACGCACGGGGUAAAAAUCUCAUCAUAGUAUAAACCAGUUCAAGAUGAACGUUGAAGAGAUAGAUGAGAGUUAACAGUCACUCGCGAGCAGUGAACUCUAUAAAAGCUGGAUUGAUAAUUCGAGCUGUGUUUCUGAAGCCAAAGAUGGCGGAAAUUGAAACCCGUCUUGUAGGUAUGUCGUAGGCCCCUACGCGAAAAUUCACUGCUUUCAGUACGAAAGUCAUUUCAUGUAGAAAUUUCGUAAUUUUUCGGCCAACUAUUUAAGUCCAGCUUUACCAUUGCCCUAAGAAACUAGAGAAUGUGGUCUAGUUCAGAAUAAGCAAAUUUUAGAAGCACUUCAUCAUAAAGAGCAAAGUUAUUUCACGAGUGAAAAACAAGUUCAGAAAAAUUCCCACGAAGAAACACAAGAAAACGUUUGUUUUGCUCGACUAUCUAUCAGGGAUUUGAACUGAACACAGAAUAAUAUGGAUUGCAGUUGAUCAUCUUAACCUUUUCAUUUAGUUUUCAGCUUUUAGUUAGGGCAUAUACCAUUAAAAUGAGCAUUUAGGUGCAAAGAUUUACUGUCGUUCCAAUUGAAGUGUUCCUCAAAUAUUGAUGCAAUACAUUAACUCAGGCUGGCCAAUUCUUUUCAUCAAGUUCCUCGAGAUAUUCAUACACUUCCUGUGAAAGAGCCAAUUCCAAGUAUUUGAUCAUUUCUGGUCACUUCCUUUCUAUUUAUGAUUGGUUAGUUGCACAAACAACAAAGGUGAUUGGUGCAUUCAAACUAUUCAACAGGAAUUUUACAGUUAUACUAGGAAGUGUGUGAAUAUCUCGAGGAACUUGAUGAAAAGAAUUGGUCAGCCCGAGGUGAUGUAUUGAAUCAAUAUUUGAGGAACACUUCAAUUGGAACGACAGUAAAAACUUCGAUCGGAAAACUUUAGUCAUUUUCAGCUCCCGCGAAGCCCACGCGAAAAACACGCAUGUUUUACACCUACCAGAUGGUGCAUGAAAUAUUCAUGUAUUCUAUGUAUAAAAAUAUCAAAAAUCGGGGGUUUUUUUCUGUGUUGGUGUAAUGUACUCAGGUGAAUAUGAUGCUUGUAAUGUUAGUCUGAGUGUAUAUCCACACCGGGCAAGCUUGAAAAAUAUGCCUGACCACGGUGGCCGUGGCAUCAAAUAUUGUGUUGUUAGUGUCUUUGAUGGAGAACUGUUUUUGUCAGUAAAUCGUAAGUGUUUGAUAUCUAUGUUUCCAUCCAAAUUUCGAGAUUCUAUUUGUGUUUUUUGUAGGGGCAAUAAUUGGUAUAUUUUCUCAGAUAAAUGCUGGUGAUGAUGACGAGUCGAGGGAACAUGCUGUGAAUUUUCUGAAACAAAACGUAUUACAAAUGAUUCCAAAAGUAUUUGACCCCAAUCCUGACGCUGUGGAAGCUCUGACUGAUGAAAUUCAUAAGGUUUGUGGUUUGAGGUAUUUAUUAGAGUGACACUGCCUCCAUAUAGGCUAAGGGGUUAGCUCCAAAUCCGAAUGUCAAAAUAUGCGCUUUAAGGUGGCUCGAUAUAGUUAUCACAAAAAACCCCCUGCUCAAGAAUCGCGAAGUCAAAACCGGGUGACCAUUUUUACGCGCAGGUCGCGGAAACUGAUUAACAAAAUGAAAUAACUUCCAAAAUGACCUGACGUGAGCAGUUGCUCGCGCCAUAUCACGCCAUUGCGCGUGUUCUACAGCGUUUUAUGUCAAUUGCUGACGUCAUUAGAAUUUUCUAUUUUAGAAAAACAAUCUGCUAUAUCUCUUUAUUUCGUCUGGUGACCUAUGUUCAAAUUUUGCAUGCUGUAUUGCACCGCUAAAAACUUAGCCCGCGUGCAGGCCCAAGGGAACUGAUAGUGGGCCUGCAAGCACUAGGCCCGGUAUUUUGUACUUUUCGCGUUCGCCCACGAACGCGGCAUUCUGAUUGGCUGUUUGCUGUUGGAUUCUAUUAUUAGGUCAGUGAUUCAUCACAAAGGCUCUCGAUAAGCUCAAAAUUCGAAAAUUGAUCACUUUUUUCGAUUAUAAAUGGAACAACAACAGACUGUUUAUUGUUUACUUGAAGGAAGAGAUGUUUUUGCCGUUAUGCCAAUGGGGAUUGCUUGUCGUGAGGUGUUGGAAUAGCAAUAUUACGACUGGGGUAAACUAUAGUAAUUACCCUUUACUUGAGUUUCAUUAAUUCAAACAGACUUGAUACGUUAUAUGUUCCUCAAGAAAAUUAUUUUUGGUUGAUGUUGGGAUGUAGUUGCAUGUAAGCCUAUUCGAAACACUUUGCGAUUUACAAGGCUUCGCUGAGAGAGCGAAACAGAAGACGGUAUUAAAUUGCCGUUUGAAACGAAACGAUCUGGACUCUGAACGCUCUCUUAAUUCUUUUGUAGAGUUCUUUACCAAAUGAAAUAACUGAAAUACAUUUCGCACUUUCCGCCGCCAACAAGAAUUGCACACACGAUCUGAUAACUGAGACAAUUUAUUUAUAACAAUGCCAAUGGCGACAGCGAAGCACACAUAAUAUAAAUGCUAAUGUGGUCGCACGACUUCCCUCACGAUUUGAAGUCUGAGACUGGUUUUCUGUUGAAAUUCGUCCUAAUUUGCCUCUUCCGAUUAUAGUUGAAAAUGAGCACUUGCAAAUUUGGCAAUUACUGACUGCGUUGCUUGCUUUUGUGGAGUUAAAACGCAGCCAUUUACACAUUGUUUAUGUUCUGAAUAAGCAGAGAAAACCCCGCAACAUUUUAAUGCGAGUUUGUUUGUUAAUAUUUGGGUGCUGUCAUUGGUUCUUUUUUGACAAUUGACGCGCGAAUGGGGCGUGUUAUGAAAAGGGGCGUUUUACAAAAUACCGGGCCUUGCUUGCAGGCCCACUAUCAGUUCCCUUGGGCCUGCACGCGGGCUACUAAAAACUUUCAUUAUACAAAAAAUAAAAAAAUUCUGUAAUACCAAAACAAUUUUACCGAAGAAUAUUUCAUUUUCCAAAAUAAUGGCAUUACAGAAUUUUUUAUAUUUUGCUAAUUGUUAGCUUUUCGUCCAAGUAAAAUAAUGCACGAGUGAAUUUCGUCAUAGCAACGAACUAUCUGUUACUAAAACUAAUAUAAUUUGAAAGUAGAGUUAUCAAAUAUAUAAAAAAAAACAAUAUCUGCUGAAUAAAUCCUAAAAAUGCGUAGUUUGAACAUGUCAAAGUGUUGAACACCUGAAUUUUUUAAAACUGUAUCGAGCCACCUUAAAGACUCCAAAAAGGCAAAAACCAUUUGGAGAGAAGUAGAGCUAGCUAUCGUCUAAACCUGGAGUAAAUGGCUAUCAACUUCGAAAAUAUUCUAAAAAUCAGGCUGAAAUAGGUUUCGAGCUAAAUUAGAAAAGAUUGAGACGUACACCGAUUGGAGUUUGAUUUCAGGUUCCAUUCUCGUCCCCUAGCUACUAUUUCUGGGUCGGUUGGUACUCCCUAAACCCCAAUGCCUAGCUACAUUGAAAGAUUGGCUACCUCCACAAAAAUAAAAAUCCACAAGAUAUAUAUGUCUUGUUGGAGGGCCAGUGGCAGACACUAUGGGGGAGAAGGCCAGCCCCCAAUAAUUUCGAAAUACCAAUAAAAUCGGUCAUGUUUUCACGCGUUACUGUGGUGUUAAUAAAUUUUUAAAUUGAUGCGAAGCCCAGUCGAAUUGCAUCCACGACCCAACGUUUCGACACUCCAGUCCCGUGUCUUCAUCAGGUGUGAUCUGAAGUCGCUUUUUAUGUACCCAUGGGAUGUCGACGUCAUUUGCCAACAAGAUGGAUAUAUUUUUGUGGCAAAUAAGCACCGUCAUCCCUAUUCAAAGCAUGAUUACUCAUAUUUAUAUGCCACGCUUCUAGGCAGCGUCCUUGGCCAUGGCGAUUGUUAGUGAAAGAAAUGCAGGAUGCGGUGAUUGAAGAUUUUUAGUCGUGCUUCGCUGGAUUUCAUGCGUGGAACAUACCUUGUGCUACCUCAUAAUCCCAUUGCACCCCCCUUGGUCUUUGCCUAAGUUAAGAAGGGUGCCACUCCCUCCCCCCCCCCGCUCCCCCUCCAAUAGUUAAAUAUGUUAAUCGAUACAUGCUCAUUGUGCAAAAUGUCAUUGUACAUUGUCCAGGCAUUCAUAAUUGCCAUAACCAGGAACAGUUGCGAAAAAUGAUCCUCUAGCAGGAAUCGAAGCUAGAAUGGACCAUUUGCAUUAUAAACUAAAUUUUGAUCUAGACAAAAAUUUCAUCACAGCUUGAAAGAGCAUCACAAAAUUAGUAAUAUUCCAAAGUUUCGUUGCGAAAUGUUGUAAAAUGCGGAUAAUAUAGCCUUGCGAAAUUUGCAAUUUUCAGUCAUUUUGUAUUACAAACGGGAAAUUGAUUCCCCAACACCCGAUUGGGCUGUCAAUUUCCCGUGCGUAAUACAAAAUGACUGAAAAACGGCAAACUUCCCAUGGCUAUAUUGUCCGCAUUUUACAACAUUUAGCAACGAAACUUUGAAAUACUACUAAUUUUGUGAUGCUCUUUCAAGCUGUGAUGAAAUUUUUGUCUAGAUCAAAAUUUAGUCUAAUGCAAAUGGUCCAUUGAACCUCUUCAAAUCGUCAAACACUGUUAAAAUACAACACAAAGCCGAACCAACGUAAAUCUUGAAGUUAUCCUGUUGAAAAAGAAAGUAGUGAUACAUUAUAAUUUCGUUACAGAGCUCAGUUGUGUUGCUAUCAGAAUCAAUAUACACUAGUUCAUUUGGAUGACUUUAAGACCCCCUAGACCGCCCUCUCCCAACAGCCGCCUACACAGAAUAACUCUGAGAGCCCUGUGGAAACUGAUUUUAAAAAAACCUCGUUUGUCGUUUAACCGUCUUACUCUGCGCGUAAGCAUUUGCUAGAUGUUAAGGGGGCUUCGGUGGUGAAGUGGUUAGCGCACUUGCCUUUCACCUCUAAGAUUGCUGGUUCAAGCCUCAGUGAGAACUUCUCAAUGUGACUCGAACCCAGUCCUCAUGUGAAAAGAGUAAAAGUCAACGCUCUGCCGAAAGUCGUGGGUUUUCUCCGGGUACUCCGUGUUUCCUCCCACAGGGAAAGUUGACAGGGUGGGUUAAGCACAUAGGUCAAGAGGCAAAUCAUUAAAGUGCAUAUGACAUGAAUUUUUUUUAUUUUAUUAAAUAAAAGAACUCUUUAAGCUCUUUAUGUUUUGUUCCCAAGAUAUUUCAGUUUUGAUUGAUAUGUAAAUAAGUAUGAAUAUGUCCGCAAAUUUAUGACGUCACUUUGGUUGCAAGCUCUUUAAUUUGGUUGAAUAUCAAUGCUAUCAUCCAAGAUGAUAAUUUCAAACUUGACUCACUGGUAAAUGUGAUGAAGUACUGGACAAAAACGUAAGCUGAUAUCUACAGUAUUUAGAGUUAAUAGAUUUAUAAUCAGUGUAAGUUGAGCUUGCAACCAAAGUGAUGUCAUAAAUUAGCGGACAUAUUCACACUCAUUUACGUAUUGAAAUAUUUCAGGAACAAACCAUAAAAACAAGAAACUGAAAAAUAAGUUACACUACAGCUUAAAGAGUUCUUUCAUUCAAGAAAAGAAGAAAUUUCAUGUCAUAUGCACUUUAAUGAGGUAUGGACUAAUAGCGGUUGCUCAAGCGCCAUUUGUAAGCUCAAAGUCUACCUCGGUCUGCUUCACGUCAGUCCGGUUCUAUCUAUCUAUUCACAAUGUAACCAGUCACUGAAAAGCCCUGAUAGGGAGUGUGCUGUGAAAUAUCUGUAUCUGUAAUCAUUAUCUGGUCAACGCAUGUUGUAGGCAUUGCCAGACGUGACUGGUUAUGAAUUCAAAGUUUUUAUCAGUCUUUUGUCGAAGUUGAAGACGAUGGAAUCUGAACAUGAUCAACUGGUUGACUUGAUUGCGGAACAAGCAGAACUAGAAAAUGAACUUCAGGUGAGUCUAUAGAUAUCUUUAGGAUCCUUCCCUAAAGCAAAACCUGAAAUAACAAGAUUUUGUUGGCAUCUUCGCUCGAUUGAAUAAUAGUUGAAAUCUUGUAAAGAUGGAAAUUAUCGAGUGGAAAUUUAUAUACAUUUAUUAGAUGUAUAUACAGGGUGUAUAUAUAAAAAGAAACUGAACUGAUUUGAAAUUGCUCUCAAUUUCGCAAAACAGCUAUCAGUAUCCAGUUUUUGAUAUACAGGGUGUCUAAAAAAAAAACGCUACGGAAAUACAUCGGGCUGUCGUGCAUCAUAAACCUAGCUAAACAAUUCAAUUUUUACAUAGGACGAAAGAGCUGUUAUUUAACUUCUCUAUGAUACCUUUUUUAAAUCAUAACGAUGAGAAAUGGCCAGAUACACGUCAAAUAAAUAUUGCCGGUCGAAAUCACAUUCUUCCAACGUUAGGAAUUGAAAACACAUUAAUUAUGCAAAGUUAGUCAAUCCAGAAGCAACGCGAGCUUGCUGCAAGCAAUCUGCAAGCUAUUUGUUUCGUAAAACGUUUUGAUUACGAAUCUUCUCUGUUCAGGGGUUGAUUGAACUAUGUUUUAUGGACGUUCUCAUUGAGUUAUUGUCUCACAAAGACGAACAUCAACAAGUUGAGCUCAUUUUAGAUAAUUCAACAUUCAAUUUUAAUAUCCUCUUGGGAAUUGUCUAUGGUUCAUUUUCCAUGCAAAUUCCCAACGGUGGAAGAAUGUGAUUUCGACCGGCAAUUUUUAUUUGACGAGUAUAUGUGGCCAUUUCUCAUCGUUACGAUUUAAAAAGAGUAUCAUUGAAAAGCUAAAUAAUUGUUCUUUCGUUCUAUGUAAAAAUUAAAUUGUUUAGCCACGUUUAUGAUGCACGACAGCCUGUUGAAUUUCCAUAGCGUUUUUUUUUAGGCACCCUGUAUAUAUAGCUUCUUUGGGUAGUUAUAAUACAGAAUAAUGAAGAAAAUUCUUGAACUCAAAUUUUGUAAACCAGAGGGGGUGUCUUUUGAAACAAACUAAAAAUGGCUUGCGCACGAGAUUGAAAAGCUUUAAUCGUAUUUUGAGUUAAUGGGUGAAAAAUGUGUUGGGUGUUUAAUUGCUGCACGGAAUUUCAGACAAAAGACCUUAUGCAUAAUGACGUCACAAGGCUUGAUGCCCGCGAGGAAUGCUUGUCUUAGCAGUCUUUGCCCGGGAAAAUUAAACAAUUCAAAAUGUCCACUAUCAAAAUUUUCCUGGGCGAUGACUACUAAGACCAGCAUUCCUUGCGGCCAUCAAGGCUUGUGACAUCAUUGUGCAUAAGGUCUAUUUGCUUCAGUUUCGGCCCAAAUGUGGUGCAUUUUCCCGUGCGUAAUACAAAUUAAUACAAAAUUUGCAAUUUUUGUAGGGUUAUAUUUUCUUCAUUUUACAACAUUUCGUGGCCAAAUUUUGCAAUUUUACUAAUUUUAACUUGCUCGUUCUAGCUGUGGUGAUGGAUUUUGUUUUUCGUGCCUAGAUCAAAAUUUAGUCUAUAGGUGGAAUUGCCUAUUUGUUGAUAACCAAAAUAGGCGAUAUGCUUAUAUGCUAUUAAUUUGCUAUAUUUCUUUGCAGCCUAAUGACACAGAAGCCCUGGAAAAGUUCAUCACAUGUUCACGUAGUGCAAUUCCGUUUUUCCAGGUAACUGUACUGUAUACAUUGCAGCCUAUACACAGGAAAAAAUUCCAUUAAUGGGUUUUUGAAUGGUUUUUAAAGAUUUACCAUGCAUGUAUACUAUCAAUGUAAAGACUGAAGUCUUACCAUUGUGUUGGUUAUUAUAGGUUUCCCAUAUGGUAAAUUGGUAAAAACCAUGAUGUUUAAUAUUUACGAUUAAUGGGGGGAGGGAGGGUGGAAUAAAUGUAUCAAGAAAUGAUAUAAUAUAUCUGAGUGCAAGUAUAUUUUCCAGUGUAUAUAGUGUCAAAGAUUGCAGACUGUUGUUCUUGAAUAGGUGGUUUCAAGCAAUCGCUUGAACAAAUUAAUGAUGUUCUCCUCAAAACAAAUGAUAUUCUGAGGAGAUUCGUCCCACCUCAUGUCCUCAUCGUAAUUUACAGGUCAUUAAUUCAGCCACACUUCGACUAUUGCAGCAGUGUUUAGGGUAACUUGGGGAAAAGUCUUGCACAAAAACUACAACAAUUUCAAAAUAGAGCCGCACCUUUUAUAAAUGGUUCAGAUUAUAACACCCGAUCACAUGCAUGAAGUACUGUCUGACCUAAACUGGUUAAAUUUAGAAGACAGAAGAGAACAGCAUUUUAAAACACUUACUGUAUGUUUAAAACGGUGCACAAAUUCACAAAAUGGUGCCGGAAUAUCUUUCUAAUAAAUUCACGAGUGUUUCAUCAAUCCAGAGUUAUAGUCUAUGUAGUUCAGACUCUGAAUUGUUCGUUCGGAGACCUUGACUGAUGCUUUCAGUUUGAUGCUCCGAGUGCUGUCCUGUGGAAUAGAUUACCUGUGCAUGCAGCUAAUGCUAAAUCAAUUGAUCAAUUUAAAACACUUAUAUAGAUUAGUCUAAAAGUUUUUAUCUUAUAAUUAUAUAUAUUUGUUGUAAUCCAGAAAUAUAGUCUCGUCUUUGUAUGUAUGUAGUUAAUGUUAAAUCUUCAUAACUCCUGAGAAGAACAUGAUAUGUGAACUGGAUCAUAGUUUAUUAAUAGAAUAGAUGGUUUGGAAACACAUUAGAAUAACAAUAUAACUCAUCUCUGUUAGUCAACGUUUAUUCAUAAAUAUGUUCCUUCACCGUCAUGUGUGUAUUGUAUUUUUGCCAAAUCCACCAAUAGCAAUUUCCAGUUUACCCUAUUGUUCGAGUCAUGGAUAAGUAUAACUUUCCUAAAACAUUGCUAUUGGUUAGUUGGGCAAAAAUACAAUACGCACGUGAUGGUGAACGACCAGAUUUAUGAAUAAACGUUGUGAGUUAUAUUGUUAUUGUAAUGAGUUUCCAAACCAUCUAUUCUAUAUUAUAUCUACUAUGACUGGACUCCGUGUGUCAGGGUCCCCACGGUCCUUGAAAAUCCUGGAAAGUCCUUGAAUUUGUUAAAAAAAAUCCAGGCCUGGAAAGUCCUUGGAAAAUGAUAAGGUCCUUGAAAGUCCUGGAAUUUUUUUUCAGUAGGCUGGAAAUAAUUGAAGAAUUAUCACCAGCCCAAGGAUUAUUGCCCAAAUGUUAAUUUUCUCCAAUUUCAAUGAAAAUUCCAAUUACACAAGGGCCUAUGAGGCCUGCAUGUAUAAUUAAGGUUAUAUGAGCAAACGAAGGGAGAAAUAUAUGGGUUCCCACUCUUUCGUACCUCACUGGGUACAAAAUCCCUCCCUGGUAUUCACUAGGAGGCUUUACACGUUGAAAAUAGCCGACGGAGCACACGUGGCCGGCGUAUUUAUACGUAAGGAGGAUCACGUGAUCUGGGCUUUUUUCUUCUGUUCACUUCCGUUACUGUACCGGAAGCGUUAAAUUGUGAGCUAAUGCACAGGAAAGGCAAGCCUUACCAUUUGUUUUCCCAUAUAUUUCGACCGGAGUUUGCGAAAUAUAAUUAUGUAUAACAAUUGUCCAAAAGUUGUGUUGCGAAGCUGAUUUUCAAAGAUUUUUCUAGUUGCCAGGUCCUUGAAUAUACUGAAAAAGGUCCUUGAAAGUCCUGGAAAAGUCCCUGAAUUUCAUCUUCACUCUUCACUAAAAGGUGGGGACCCUGGUGUGUAAAUGCGAUGUGCAUCUUUUUUAUUUUAGAAAGGUGCCAGUGCCGAGAAUUUUUUCCUUUAUAUGCUGGAGAAGAUUCUUCCUGUCGUAGAGGACAGUUGCAGUGGCGACGAGAACAGUGAACUCAAGCUGGAUGUUUAUAAAAUAUUAGCUGAACUAUGUGCGCACAAGAUUUCUGACGAAACUCUGCGUCUGUCUGUGGAACCGAUAUUUAGCAAACUACUG